This is a messenger RNA of Hibiscus syriacus, 750 nucleotides long. RefSeq lists its product as uncharacterized. Lineage: Eukaryota; Viridiplantae; Streptophyta; Magnoliopsida; Malvales; Malvaceae. The transcript has a single exon. The record is from RefSeq and is a predicted model, not a curated record. Gene Ontology annotation, molecular function: protein binding. Bases 1 to 750 code for a protein of 249 amino acids.
AUGGAUUGGUACUCUUGGUUGUCUAGAACUGCCCUUGACCCCUCUCUUAUCCGUGACUAUGGCCUCGCCUUCUCCCGCAAUCAUCUCCAAAGAGAGGAUUUAGCACAGUUCAACCACCAGUUUCUUCAGAGCAUGGGCGUUUCGGUUGCCAAGCACAGGCUUGAGAUUCUCAAGCUUGCCAGGAAAGAAGUUGACCAGCCUUCUAAUAGCCAGUCCAAGCUCAUUUUGGCAAUCAACAAAACCAGAAAGUGCUUCAACAGGUGUGUUAACAAGUUGGUUCACCACCAGCAUUACGCAAUCGAGUCGCUUCCUGAGCCGGUUCGUUAUCGGGAUCAAUGGAGGGGAGUGUUGACAAGGAAGUGCAAGAGUGAAAAGGAGGUUAACAUAGAGCAGCCAGUGCCAAGAACAAGGAAGAUAGCAAAAUCCGGUCCCUUGGAUUACAGGGAACAAGAGAAGAAGCUGCUUGCUCCUCCUAGGAGCUUAAAAUUGUCCGGGCCUCUAGACAGAGAAACGCAGGAGAAGUUGGUGCUCGGUUAUAGGAGUCCUACACCAUCUGGUCCUAUUGAUGUUGCAGUGGCACAGGAGAGGCUGAUGUUCACAUGUAGGAGCCCAAAACUAUCAGCACCUCUUAACUAUGUAAGACCUCCAAGCCCAAAGAUUCAUGGUGACUACAACAAGGAAAAAGAAAGUGGGAACUAUGGUGAUCACACAAAAUGGGCGGCUAUGUUUCAGGACAUGAAACCCACUUGA